UGUAUAAUGCAAAUUAAGAAAUUAAAGAGAUUGACAAAUAUCCAUGCAGAAAGACUGAUGAUAAUUGCCAAAAAUAACAAUCAAUUUGUCGCAAACUGAGAAUAGUUUUGUAUACUAUCUUUUCACUGGGCCACUGUCUACAAACGCUUAAAAACAUUUGCGCGUACCAACAGCGGAACCAGUAAAUAUCCGUUUCCCAGAACACAUGUGAUUGACUUCCUCUGUUUACAUUAAUUUUUAUGAACCGGGAACUGACACGUGUGUAAGAUAAACUUCACCCACAAUCAUCCGAAAAUGGCAGCUUUUGAUCCUGAUAUUGAAAUCAUGUAUGUGUGUCGGUCGAAUUUAGUAUCACGUUCUCAAGUGCGAGUGAUUAUGUCUGAAACGUACAACCGAACAAAACUUCCUGAAGCAAUGGAAAACGAUCUUGAACUUGUAUGGAGUGAUCGAGUGUCCAAAAACCCGAAGUUGUAUAAUGGUACCAAGUUCAGGAUAGAUUCUGUAUCGUUUCAUGGCGACAUACUAACGUUAAAUCUCGGGGUAACGUGUUACAAGGAAUAUAUAGGGAGCAACUGGUCUCCUAGAGUAGGGCAAUACCAAACUGUGGGUCGUCAGCAAAGUAACAACCCUCAGGUGCACCUGUCAGAUCCUCUUGGCGUCGGGUCGUUUGUACUGACAAGUGAUAAUCGUGUGAUCCUGCUGAGGAGAAGUGUACACUGUGGCGAGGCUCCUGGUCUGUGGGACGUCCCAGGUGGACAUGCAGAGCCUGAGGAGUUGGUUGGGAAGAAACCGUUUGAGGAAAUAGAUGUGUCCUCCAUGGAUUCUCAAGCUGUCACUGAGGAAAUCUUUGACUCCAUCCUGCGUGAGAUUCGGGAUGAGGUUAAUCUGCCACAGUCAUCCUUGUCCGAUCCUGAAGUCCUUGGUAUAGCUCGGAACACCACUAGUGCAGGCAGACCCAGCAUGGAGUUUCUUGUCAGGUGCAGUCUGACGUCGGAGGAGGUGGUGUCUCGGUACCGGCAGGGCAGCCAGGCCGAGGCUGACGAGUCCACCAGCAUCAAGAUGCUCCCUCUAGAAGACGCUGUUGUCUUGAAAACAAAGAAUCCUGACUUGUGGGGGAAACUGGCCCCUUCUGGCAAAGGGUGUUUCAUUCUUUACGGGUUAACAAACAGUAGUUAGUCCAAUGAGUGUCGCCCCACACGCCUCGGCUGGUGUUGUCUAGCAACAAGUUGGAAUGUGCCUUCCUUCACUGCCUCAGGUCACAGACAGCUAACCUGCUGUCAUAGUGUUUAUUACACAUGUAUUUUGAACCAUGCUGUAGAGAUUUACAUCUUGUACAGUGAGUGAGGUUGUUUAACAAUGUCUGCAAUGGCAGCUAUACAGAAUGUAUGAUGGGACACUGCUGCAUGAGGUACUCUGCGAGGAAUAUCUCAUGUUGGCACUUUGAUGCAAGGGACUUUUCAUACAUAUGAUCAUCUGAUCACAUUGCGGGUUGCCAUUAUUUCUAUGUUAGUUACAAUUAAGUACAUUUUGCUAAUAUGGGUCACUUCCCGUAUCGUUGAAUUUAGUAAUGUGGAUCAAAUCAUAUAUCAUUUACUUCAGUAAUGAGGGUCACUUCCUGUAUGGUGGAAUUUAGUAAUGCGGAUCAAAUCAUAUAUCAUAUACUUUACUAAUGUGGGUCACUUCCUGUAUCGUGGAAUUUAGUAAUGUGGAUCACUUCCUGUAUCUUAGACUCAGUAUAGAGGGUCACUUCCUGUAUCGUGGAAUUUAGUAAUGUGGAUCACUUCCUGUAUCGUGGAAUUUAGUAAUGUGGAUCACUUCCUGUAUCUUGGACUCAGUAAUGAGGGUCACUUCCUGUAUCGUGGAAUUUAGUAAUGUGGAUCGAAUCAUAUAUCAUGUACUCUUCUAAUGUGGGUCACAUCCUGUAUCAUGGAAUUUAGUGAUGUGGAUCAAAUCAUAUAUCAUGUACUUUACUAAUGUGGAUCACUUCCUGUAUCUUGGACUCAGUAAUGUGGGUCACUUACUGUAUCGUGGAAUUUAGUAAUGUGAAUCACUUCCUGUAUCUUGGACUCAGUAAUGUGGGUCACUUCCUGUAUCUUGGACUCAGUAAUGUGGAUCACUUCCUGUAUCGUGGAAUUUAGUAAUGUGGAUCACUUCCUGUAUCUUGGAAUUUAAUCAUGUGGAUCAAAUCAUAUAUCGUUUUUUACUAAUGUGGGUCACUUCCUGUAUCGUGGACUCAGUAAUGUGGGUCACUUCCUGUAUCGUGGAAUUUAGUAAUGUGGAUCGAAUCAUAUAUCAUGUACUCUUCUAAUGUGGGUCACAUCCUGUAUCAUGGAAUUUAGUAAUGUGGAUCAAAUCAUAUAUCAUGUACUUUACUAAUGUGGAUCACUUCCUGUAUCUUGGACUCAGUAAUGUGGGUCACUUACUGUAUCAUGGAAUUUAGUAAUGUGAAUCACUUCCUGUAUCUUGGACUCAGUAAUGUGGAUCACUUCCUGUAUCGUGGAAUUUAGUAAGGUGGAUCGAAUCAUAUAUCAUGUACUCUUCUAAUGUGGGUCACAUCCUGUAUCAUAGAAUUUAGUAAUGUGGAUCAAAUCAUAUAUCAUGUACUUUACUAAUGUGGGUCACUUCCUGUAUCUUGGACUCAGUAAUGUGGGUCACUUACUGUAUCAUGGAAUUUAGUAAUGUGAAUCACUUCCUGUAUCUUGGACUCAGUAAUGUGGAUCACUUCCUGUAUCGUGGAAUUUAAUCAUGUGGAUCAAAUCAUAUAUCAUGUUUUUUACUAAUGUGGGUCACUUCCUGUAUCGUGGAAUUUAGUAAUGUGGAUCACUUCCUGUAUCUUGGAAUUUAAUCAUGUGGAUCAAAUCAUAUAUCAUGUUUUUUACUAAUGUGGGUCACUUCCUGUAUCGUGGACUCAGUAAUGUGGGUCACUUCCUGUAUCUUGGAAUUUAAUAAUGUGGAUCAAAUCAUAUAUCAUGUUUUUUACUAAUGUGGGUCACUUACUGUAUCAUGGAAUUUAGUAAUGUGAAUCACUUCCUGUAUCUUGGACUCAGUAAUGUGGAUCACUUCCUGUAUCGUGGAAUUUAAUCAUGUGGAUCAAAUCAUAUAUCAUGUUUUUUACUAAUGUGGGUCACUUCCUGUAUCGUGGAAUUUAGUAAUGUGGAUCACUUCCUGUAUCUUGGAAUUUAAUCAUGUGGAUCAAAUCAUAUAUCAUGUUUUUUACUAAUGUGGGUCACUUCCUGUAUCGUGGACUCAGUAAUGUGGGUCACUUCCUGUAUCGUGGAAUUUAAUAAUGUGGAUCAAAUCAUAUAUCAUGUUUUUUACUAAUGUGGGUCACUUCCUGUAUCAUGGAAUUUAAUCAUGUGGAUCAAAUCAUAUAUCAUGUUUUUUACUAAUGUGGGUCACUUCCUGUAUCUUGGUGUCAUUCAUCCCCAGGCUCCCAUGACAACACUGAACCAUGUUUGAUAUUAUGAAGCCAAAUUCUUCCAUUGAAUGUAAAUAUUUGUAACUCGUAUAUGUUUGUCUUAAUGCUGUUCUUAACAGUUUUUUUAAUCUGCAUCUUAUUUUUUCGUGCAAUCAAUAUCAGAGAAAGCUGCACGUUAUUUCCAGGCUGCUUGUUGAGAGGACAGUUCCUGACUGAAUCAUCAGCUGUGAAUGUUGUAUUCAUACACCACACUUUUAUACCGGUGACAUCAGAUUUCAACCUACAAUUUCGAUAAGUGAGUAAUAAAUAAAUUAUCACACACAACCACAUUAGAUACUGUUUAUAUUACAACUUGUGUAUUUCAAAAGUAAUCUAUAUAUAUCGCUAUAAAUUAAUGUUUGUGUGGAUCGAUUUCAUCAUCACGUCAUGGACCUAGUGGGAUCAUUUCAUCAUCACGUCAUGGACCUAGUGGGAUCAUUUCAUCAUCACGUCAUGGACCUUGUGGGAUCAUUACAUCAUCACGUCAUGGACCUUGUGGGAUCAUUUCAUCAUCACGUCAUGGACCUAGUGGGAUCAUUUCAUCAUCACGUCAUGGACCUAGUGGGAUCAUUUCAUCAUCACGUCAUGGACCUUGUGGGAUCAUUUCAUCAUCACGUCAUGGACCUAGUGGGAUCAUUUCAUCAUCACGUCACGGACCUUGUGGGAUCAUUUCAUCAACGUGUUUCAUGGACCUUGUUAAUGUUUUGGAAUUAUUAUAUAUUUAUUUUCUACGUGGAUGUAUACAUAUAAAUAAAACGUACCAUACUGA
This is a messenger RNA of Haliotis rufescens (red abalone), 4226 nucleotides long. Its product is annotated as uridine diphosphate glucose pyrophosphatase NUDT22-like. Lineage: Eukaryota; Metazoa; Mollusca; Gastropoda; Lepetellida; Haliotidae. Bases 295 to 1176 code for a protein of 293 amino acids. The record is from RefSeq and is a predicted model, not a curated record. The transcript is spliced from 3 exons. Gene Ontology annotation, molecular function: GDP-mannose hydrolase activity.